UGUUGUUUACAGCGAAGUACUACAACACAAGGAGCACGUAUUUAUUGUUUGUAGCAGAUCGUGGUGACUCUGAUAUGUAGAAUAACCAACUAGUGUAAAACCUUACAUUUCCGAACAUAUAGUGUUCGAAAUCAUUGUUGGAAAUUGUCGAAAUCGAGCGUAUUUUUAAUUUACACCUAUAAAAGGGGCAAGGAUUUGGCAUGGCUACUAUGACACUUCGAGUAACUGGGAAACGGCGCAAUACACCAGGACAACGAGGCGAAGGGAAGCAGUUCGAGUCGGUGGACGUCAAAGCUGACUUCAUUUUAGAAGCAGAGUCAAUUGAAGGUGAUGAAGGCAAAAUUUUUACUGAAGAAAUUAAGAAAUUAGAAGAAAGUAGUUGUGUAGAAGACCAAGUUCAAAUACUGAAAAAGAUAUGUGAUAAAUACUUGAAGAAGGAAUGGAAACAAGACAAAAUAACAUUGCUGCUUGUGAAAUUACUCUCUUACAUAUAUCUGCGCGCAGAACCGAAGAAUCCCAUGAAAAAUGCCGCUUUGAGGGCGCUGCAGGACAUACCCGAUGGCAUCCACCUGCACUUCCUAUCGUCCGGCCUGCGCGAUGCCCUGCAGGCGGAGCUCGAAAGCCCAGUGCAGGUGGGUCGACUCGCCGCCUGUCUGCUGGCUGCCCUGGAGAACUUCCCGUCUGCCGUCGAGGGCCGCACACUCGCCACCACUGCCAAUUUCCUCGCCACUGCACUGCACCUCUGUGUCACCGAAUUAGGAAAGGACCUGUCACCUGCCACUUCGAGCGAGGUGUUUGGCUAUGCACACCUGUGCACGCGGUGUACCAUCGCCCUCCUGCAGGGCUGGCAGGUGCCACUGAAGGACUGGGGAGAACAGGAUGGCAAGGAUUCCGCAAACGACCACCCGGGCGGGCAAGUGUCCGAUAUCCAGACUGAGGAUGAUCACAGUAAUGAUGGCUUCGGACGUGCAGAAAGUGUCCUGCCCACCAUAAAGGCAAGCAUUACGAGCUUGCUGGAGCGUGAAGAGACCCCCAUGGACACGAAGUCAAACUGCGGCCUCGUGCUGGUGCUUCUGGGGACGGUGCUGGGCGACGAGAAUAGCUGGGCCCAGUACCUGGAGCAGGUGGAGAGUGGUGGCAGUGGUGGUGGCGUGGCCAGGCUGAGCAUCGCGGCUGGCCUCCUCAGCAGCCUCCCGGCACCCCAGCUGCUGCAGCCGGCACCCACCGCCCCCGAUGGUCCGCGUGUCAUCGUCAGAAUUUAUGAGGCUAUCCUGGACACCAUUAACAGAGCCCCUUCGGACUCCGCAGUGGUGCUGGCGGGGGCUCGCGCUGUGCAGCUCCUGUGCCGGCAGCUGCGGCAGCACGCCGACGCGGCACCCGAUGCGGUCACACGGGCCCUGGCAGGCCUGGUCCCGGGGGAGCCGGCGGGGCCGGACAGACCCCUGCCUCUUCUGGAUUUCCUCUGGACGCACCUGGAGCACUGUGCAGACGGCGUGCGCCACGCCGCACGCCUCGCCCUCCACAGCCUCGUACAGGCAGCUGCCACUGCACCAGAGGUGCCUACCGUGCUGGAGAGGGUGAGACGGGCAGUGCUGGAGACGCCCGCGGACCGCAAGAGCCGCUACCUCGCGCUGGCCGCCGUCUGCGCGGAGUCCGGCUGCCUGCCACUGCUGGCUGCGGCCCCCACCCUGCCGGAAGACCUGCUGGCUGCACUCCAGGACAGGACGCUCGCACCACACGUGAUAUCGGCAUACGAGGCACUGAUGCUGAAGCAUUGGGAGGAGAGCCGCGGCUGUGGAGAGGAGGCAGAACAGGUGUGGGCGCGCACAUGGGUGCGUCCACUGCUGCCGUCGCUCGAGGUGCCCGACGGAGCGGCAGCCGGCGCGGAGCGGUUGGUGGCGGCGGCAGCGCGAGCCUGCCCGGCGGCCUUCGCCGCCAUCGGUGGAGGUGCGGGCGGUGCGGAGGCCGGUGGAAGUGCGCGGGCGGCGCUGGCGUGGCUGCGCGUGGCGCACCGGCAAGGUGCACUGGAUGCGCGGCUGCGUGAGGGUGCCGGCCGACCAGGUCUCUGGAAGGGCGUACUGUCCUACGGAGCCCUCGAGGACGCACUGCUGCACGAGAAUGAGGAGACGAGGAUGUCAGCUCUCUCUCUGCUAGUCGAGGGCCACAGGUCGACGGAGCCGUUCUCGCCUGCGGAGCUGCAGCUGGUUCGGACCUUCCUACGGCACAACGUGAACGUGCAGGAGCCGUCUGCGCGCCAGCGGGGUCUCGCCCUUAUCAAGAAGCUGUUGGAGCGACUGAGGGACUCCUGGCAGUCUCUGGAGCGCCAGGUGAAGGCAGCUGAGAAGUCCGGCGAGGGGGCAGUGGAGGCAGAGAAGGCUCUGGCGACUGCCUCACUCUUCCUCCAGUGGCUUGUCGAGUUCAGCUUCUCCAGCAUCUUUCCGGGAGCUAACUUCAGCCGGCGGGGCUCCGCUCUUCAGAUCCUGACACUGUGCACCGAGAUAAUGGGUGAGAGGACCCCGGCAGACAUGUGGCUGCCCUGCAACGGCGUGACGUUGCUGGAGUGCCUCAAGGACACGUACGAGAACAAUAAGCUGCUGGCGCACCGCCUCAUCACCAAGUACCCGCCGCAGGCACUGCAGCUGGAGGACGAGACGCAGUGCCUCACGCUGCUGCUGGCAGGGCUCACCCUCUGCGAGAGCUCUCGCCCCCCAGACUCGGUGACGGCCGCCUACCUGCUGGCGACCCUCGCCAGGUUCACGACGCGCCCGUCUGCCGUGCGGAGGGCGGUGGACUUGGAGUCUGGGUCGGAGAGCCCGCUACCCCUGGACCGUGACUCUACAUAUGAAGACAUGAUUCUGGCCAUAGUGAAAUUGCUGCAGGACCGCCUGAUAGAUUUGGUUAAUGCCGCCAACAGAAACCUGUUGGAAGCUUCUGCGACCCACCCUAUGUACGGGCCACUGUUCUGCAUACGGCACCUCCUGCAGGGUGUCGACUUCAGGAAAGUGAGCAGUGAUCCAGACUGGCGGGAGUUUAUGCAAUACAUGAUUGAGCUCGCCUUUGAGGCCUGCAAGGCUGUGGAAGAAGUGGUGAACAGUUCAUCACCUGAGGGACACCUACCCAUGGAUUUCACACCAGCCGAAGACCUGCUGCGGCGGCUGCAGCAGCAGAGUGCCGAACAGCAUUCCCCUGUGACUUUCCGGAACGUCAACUGCUCGGCCCAGAUGUUGCUGCUCUGCUCGUGGCGCACCGUUAAGGAGGUCUCGUUGCUGCUCGGGGACAUCGCCGAGAGAGCGCCCGUGGCCUCAGGGGAAUCGGCCGAGGGCGGGCUCGUGAAGGAAGCACAGCUGCUGGCGAUCGGCGCCCACCUGACGAAGCUGCUCUCCGAGACGAAGCACCGCGGCGCGUUCGAGCAGGCGUACGUCGGCUUCAGCAGUCUGUGCCGGCGGCUGUGGAGCGGCGAGCCCCGCAGCGAGGGCGGGGACGGGCUGCACCGGUUGCCGCCACAGUGGCUGCGGCAGCUGCUCACCGACGUCCGCGAUGGGGCAGGUGACGCCACGCGCCGCAGUGCUGGGCUGCCCUUCAUGGUGCAGGCACUGGUCAGCACGGAGGCGCAGGCACGCGGCUGCGGUGCCCGCAGCUUCCAGGACUCAAUGGAUAUCCUGCUGGGACUUGCACUGGAUGACGGCUCUGUCCCGGAGGCGCGGACGCACGCCCUCAACAUCCUGCGGGCGCUGUUCCGCAACUCGCAGCUCGGGGAGCUGGUCACGCCGCACGUCACGUCGGGCUUCGAGGCAGCCCUCGGUGCCUUCCACAGCGGUGACUGGGCUGUGCGCAACUCUGGGACGCUGCUGUUCGCCGCCCUGAUGACGAGGGUGUUCGGGGUGCAGCGCACGAGGGGCUGCGGCCGCCGGCCGAGUGCGCGCAACCGAAUGACGGGCCGCGUAUUCUUCCAGCGCUUCCCCAGGCUGUACGACGUGCUGCUGCGCGAGGUGGACCGCCCGGGUCGCGACGCCUUCUGCCUCUCCCUGGAGGCGGCCCGAGGCCCGGGGGCUGCCGGCGAGGGGCGGCGGCAGAUCUGCGGGGCGGAGACCCCCGCACUGCUGCUGCUGCUCGCCCGCCUCUACCCGUCCUCACUGGAGGGCACCGACUCAAACCUGCAGCUUUCUGCAUAUGUUCCGUUUGUGCUGGACUGCGCACGCAGCUCAGUGUACAAGACACGCGUGCUGGCCGCUCAGGCCCUCGUUCCACUAAUCACGCCGGAUGUGUUCGAGGACACUCUAGACCGACUGUUCGUCGAGCUGCGAGACAUGCCGGAGGAUGAACUCAACUACCGGCACGGUGUGCUGCUGCAGCUCGCCUACCUCGUCGCGGCGACUCCUGCAGAGAUGGCAUCUGAGGACGGCUUUGCCGGCCGGCUGACAAGUCGGCUGCGCUCCACGGAGCCAACACGUGCGCCUUGUCUCUGCCCGAUCGCCGACUCGGCGCGCCUCUCCCUCCUGCAGGCCGCAGUGUCCCGGGUCAGCACGAGUGUCGACGCAUGUUUCCGCUCGGAUCUGCGCCGAGAGCUGUCUGCUUCACUGGGACCCGAACGCGACCGCGAGGAGCGUGUGGAUGGGAGUGGGCGGGACGACGAGGAUCUGCCCUCUUGGUCGCCAGGUGUGCCACAGUAUGAGAAGGCAGCCACCAGUCUACUGCUGUACCUCUCCGUGCUGGACAGCAGUGACAUCCAGAUGACUCUUCUCCGGCUGCUCAACCACCCCUCGUACGAUGUGAUCGAAGUCACUCUGAAUUUCCUGCUACGGAAUGUAUUCGAAGACUACCUUUACGGAGUGGAAAAUGAGGAAGAACUGGAGUUUGAAAUUGUCCCUGUGAAGCUGUCAGCCCACGAGGUCCGUGGCUGGCCAGCCGUUGCCACCCGCAUCUCGGAGCUUGCGGGUAUCCCGGCAGGCCGCGGGAGGGCGACGCGGCGGAGGGCGCGGGAGUCGCCAGAUGAGACGCGUGCUGCAGCACUGCUGGUGCUACGGCACCUCCCACCUGCCCCCACUAGUCGUCACGCCCUCGCUGCUACCAUCUCGCUGCUCGAUGUCGCACGCGUGGACCAUUUUGCCACGGGACGGGCCGCGCUUGCGGCUGCCAUGGCAACUUAUGCGGGGUUGGUGGCUGCUGCAGUGCAGGUGCCAUCAAAUGUAACAAGAGGAUUAUGCUCGUUGCUGAUUAAGUACUCCAUUGGUAGUCAGCGACUAGAGAACAGGAGGACUGCUGCGUACCUGCUGUACAAAUACCGUGGUCUGCUCAUCUUCCCAGAACAGAAUCAUAGGCUUCCGUCAUCAGCAACGUGCAGUGUGUGGACGGCCACGAUGCAGCUCUUGGACGACGACGACCCAGAUGUGCGGCGGCAGGUGUCGGCACUGGUGCCCGGGCGGCGCACGCCGGUGGUGGCGCACUGGGCACGCGAGGUGCUGAUGGAGUGGAUCGUGCAGAGUGGAAUCCUGGAACCGCACCACCUGGCUGCACUGCUCUGCGCCUGGGCACUCGGCUCCUCCACCGAGAUUGUCCGCGACGUCCCCGAUGAUGAAGGCAUUUUCGAGCAGAGCGAAUCGAACGAGUUCCGCGAGGGCGCGGCACAGUGCGAGCUGGCGUGCUCUCACCUGCGCGUCGUAGCAGACCACACUGGCCGUGAGCUGCUGCUGCGCAAGCAGGACCCCUGCAUGCGGGGCUGGCUGGCCAAGUGGUGGUUCCUGCCCGAAGGCAUUUUCAGCACACUUUACGAGUUUUUGGGCCUCGUGAUCAAGCCGCCACCAGCUCCAUUUGAGAAUGAGGAGGUCCAGCCUCCUACUGUGUGCGACCACUUUAUGGCUCCUCCGGGCACCGCUAAAGUAUACCUCACCAAGUACCGUGCCCGCUGCGUGCGCGAAGUGCUUGCAGACCUGCUGGGGGAGACACCACAGGUCUAGGGUGGCGGUGGCGGCAUGGCGACUGUGAGAGGAUUAUUAGAUAAAAAUAAAGUGAACAUAUAACUGCAAAUAUGUCAUUCUGUGUGAGUAUGCAUGUGUAAAGGUAAAGCAGAAAAGCUGUUUGAAAACUGAAAUAAUUAGCUGUCUUCAUUUUUGGUAGA
Schistocerca nitens (vagrant locust) is the source of this 6115-nucleotide messenger RNA. RefSeq names its product thyroid adenoma-associated protein homolog (gene THADA). Lineage: Eukaryota; Metazoa; Arthropoda; Insecta; Orthoptera; Acrididae. Gene Ontology annotation, biological process: tRNA methylation. Gene Ontology annotation, cellular component: cytosol. The transcript is spliced from 28 exons. The coding region runs from base 201 to 5954 and encodes 1917 amino acids. The record is from RefSeq and is a predicted model, not a curated record.